AUGUUGGCACUUAUUCUUCUGGCAGUAGUAUCUUCAGUAUUCGGUGCACGUCCUGGAUUCCAUGGUACCGGCAAUUUAGAAUGGAGAGAUUGUAGUAAUUCUGGCGAUUCAUGGCUCAAAGUAAAUAAAUUUGACAUCUCACCAGCACCAAUCACUAUUCCUGGUUCCAUGAGAGUCACCUUAGACAGUAACCUGAGUCACCAACUCAAAGAUGCUGUUACUAUGGAUGUCGUCAUUGAGAAGGAAUUGUUGGGUGUUUUCACCAAGGUUGUCUGUGUUAAAGAUGUUGGAACUUGCCAUUAUGACGAUCCCUGCCAUUUCUUAAACACAUUCAAAGGUGUUGGAGGAUGUCCUAAACAGUUAGCAGAUAAUGGUUUACCUUGUACCUGUCCUUUUAACCCAUCACAAAUCAGACUUCCACCAACACAAUUUGAUGUUACUAAAGUUUCUAGUGAAUGGUCUUUCUUAGCAACCGGAACUUACCAUAUCAAAAUCUCCAUGACUGAGAAAUCCAGCAAGAAAGUUAGAGGAUGUAUUGAAAGUUUCUUGAAAAUCAGUUAUAACAAAUUAGGUUAA
This is a messenger RNA of Lottia gigantea (owl limpet), 576 nucleotides long. RefSeq lists its product as hypothetical. Gene Ontology annotation, cellular component: cytoplasmic side of plasma membrane. The transcript is spliced from 4 exons. The coding region runs from base 1 to 576 and encodes 191 amino acids. The record is from RefSeq and is a predicted model, not a curated record. Gene Ontology annotation, biological process: ganglioside catabolic process; lipid transport. Lineage: Eukaryota; Metazoa; Mollusca; Gastropoda; Lottiidae. Gene Ontology annotation, molecular function: lipid carrier activity; enzyme activator activity.